AUGGAACGCUCUCACCGGGUGACGCCCCCACUGGCUGUGGGAGACUGGGUGUGGUUGUCCAUGAAACAUCUAAGAGUCGACUGCCCGGUCAAGAAGCUGGACCAUCGAUUCAUCGGUCCCUUUCCUAUCGAGGCGGUCAUCAAUCCCAUUGCUUAUCGGCUCACACUACUGCGUUCUAGGUGCAUUCAUCCUGUCUUCCACCGUUCCCUUCUGAUUCCUGAUGCCCCUUCGUGUGCUCUCCAUUCUCCCGCUGCUGUGGUUCCUCCACCUGUACCCGACGAUGAUACCGCUGCUGAUGACAUGGUGGUCAGCAUUUGGGAUUCCCGCUGGCUGAAAGGACAGUGUGGGAAUAGGCCAUGUCACCUUGUCUUGCAAAGAGCUAAGAGUUUGUCUGUUAGGUCACAGCCCAAACACAGCCUCAUACCCAUGAAGUACCAGCAGUUCCAGGCCUUGAUGUUUGCAGUCAGAGAGAUCAACAAGGAUCUUCUUCUCCCCAACAUCACCCUUGGCUUCCACAUCUAUGACAAUCACCAGAUUGAGAGGGAGAUUUCCUUAAUCAGCCUUUCUCUGCUCUCCACAAGAGGCCAAACUGUCCCAGGUUAUCAAUGUGACAGGCAGGACCCUCUGCUCUCUGUCAUUGGGGGUCUCAAUUCCAAAUCCUCAAGGCAGAUGGCCUCCAUUUUCAGCAUCUUCAAGGUCCCACAGCUCGGUGUUGGCUUUGAGUUCUCUCUGGAAGAGAGAAGAGUUUAUCCUUCCUUCUUCCGGAUCAACCCCAAGGAAUCUCCUCAGUAUGUGGGUUUAGUCCAGCUGCUCCUGUAUUUCCAGUGGAACUGGCUUGGGCUCGUGGUCUCUAAAGAUGACAUUGGAGAACGCUUUGUCUCAACUCUGACACCAAUGCUGAAGGAGAAGGAGAUUUGCCUGGCCUUUACUAAAAUGUUGAAAUCGGAGGUCCUUACAAAUACAAUGCUCAGAUUCCUUUGGCUUUUAAAAUCUUCCUUUAAAGUUGAAGUGAUUGUCCUCUUUGUAGACUACAGAACGAUUGCAACUUUACAAGGAGCUCUGUUUUCUUAUGAACAAUGGAUAAAAACAUCGUAUGGCAAAGUCUGGAUAAUAACUUCCCAUUGUGAACUUAGUGGGAUGGGAUCACUAGAUACCCUGGAAUAUAUGAAGCCCUUCCAUGGGGCUUUACAUUUUAGGGACCAUACCGGAAAUGUCCCAGAAUUCAGCCAUUUCCUCUUGUCUUUAGAUCCUUUGAAUUCAGAGGGAGAUAUCUUUCUUCUGCAAUGGUGGGAAAGGGUCUUUGACUGCAAGUUCUACAAACAUGGCAACAUCUCUAAAGGGGAAGACAAAACAUGCACAGGAAAGGAGAAUUUACAGAAUUUGCCAGCUUUUAUGUUUGAGACGAGCAUGACAGGUGACAGUUACAAUGUCUACAAUGCCAUUUAUGCUCUGGCACAUGCAUUACAUGCAAUGUAUGAAGCAGGGGCACGACCAACCAUGCUGAGGGCUGGAAAGAGGAUCUCAAAUGUGCAAUCAUGGAAGCUUCUUCCCUAUUUGAGAAAUGUCCAGUUCAACAACAGUGCUGGAGAUAAAAUCUCCUUGUCUGAAAAUGGACUAGGAUCUGCUCAACAUGACCUAUUCAACUGGAUUUUCUUCCUUAAUCAAUCUUUUAUCCCCAUGAAAGUUGGACAAAUAGAUCACGGAACUCCUCCUGGUCAGGACUUCACGAUUAACUCUGGUGCAAUUGUCUGGGCAAAAAAGAAGGUGCCCUUUGCCAGGUGUGGCAUGAAAAGGUGCCAGGCAGGAGAGAGGAGAAGAGUUCCAGAGGGCCAGCAGGUUUGCUGCUACCGAUGUGCCCUUUGCCCAGAAGGAACCAUUUCUAAUCAGACAGAUGCAGCCCACUGUGACCCUUGUCCAGAAGACCAAUACCCCUGCAAGGACAAGGACCAUUGCAUUGCCAAGAAGCUCCACUUCCUUUCCUAUCAAGAUACCCUGGGAUACACUUUAGCUUCUUUAGCUCUUUCUCUCUGUGUGAUCAGUUUGGUGGUUCUGAUGAUUUUCCAUAAACACCACGACACACCAAUCGUCAAGGCCAACAACCGAGAUCUCACCUACAUCCUCCUGGUCUCCCUCCUGCUCUGCUUCCUCUGCUCCUUCCUCUUCAUUAGUCAACCUGGAAAGUUCACUUGUCUUUUACGGCAAACAGCCUUUGCCAUUCUGUUUUCCCUUGCAGUUUCUUCUGUAUUAGCAAAAACUGUCAUGGUGGUUCUGGCCUUCAUGGCCACCAAACCAGGGAACAAGACAAGGAAAUUCCUAGGAAAACCACUGACCAACUCCAUUGUCUUUGGAUGUCCCCUGGUCCAAGCAGUUUUUUGCACCAUCUGGCUAGCAGCCUCCCCUCCAUUUCCCAACUUGGACUUCCACUCAUUGAUUGGCGAGAUCAUUUUAGAAUGUAAUGAAGGCUCAACUUCAAUGUUUUAUGCUGUUCUUGCCUACUUGGGUUUCUUGGCCCUUGUCAGUUUCACAGUGGCCUUUCUGGCUAGGAAAUUGCCUGACAGCUUUAAUGAAGCCAAGUUCAUUACUUUCAGCAUGCUGGUCUUUUGCAGUGUUUGGGUUACCUUCCUCCCCACCUACCUAAGCUCCAAAGGGAAAUCUAUGGUGGCUGUGGAGAUAUUCUCCAUCUUGGCCUCUGGGGCUGGCCUCUUGGGUUGUAUUUUUUUCCCCAAAUGCUACAUUAUCCUACUUAGGCCCAAUCUGAAUUGUAGAGAAAAUAUAAUGAGGCAAAAGAAACUGUGA
Pseudonaja textilis is the source of this 2796-nucleotide messenger RNA. Its product is annotated as vomeronasal type-2 receptor 26-like. Gene Ontology annotation, molecular function: G protein-coupled receptor activity. NCBI's taxonomy places the organism in Eukaryota, Metazoa, Chordata, Lepidosauria, Squamata, Elapidae. Gene Ontology annotation, biological process: G protein-coupled receptor signaling pathway. Gene Ontology annotation, cellular component: plasma membrane. The record is from RefSeq and is a predicted model, not a curated record.